AUGGCUUUUAGCUCGCUGAUCCAAGCAAGCAGCAGCAGCUAUCGCCGAAAGGGGAUGCGACCGACGCGACCGAGGCAACGGAGCCGCCUGCCCGGUGGGAGCCGGAAAGCCGGACGUGGGGGUUUUAGAGCCUAUAGUAUUUUAACCUUUGGACGACCCUCGCUCACAUUAGCUGCAUACGCCAAAACAACCUUCGAGCGCCGCCGACAAGUGCAUAAGUGCCGUGAGGGACGUGGGAGGGCCAAACAGGACAUGCCGCUUGGAUACGUACAUAAAAAAGGCCAUGUAGGACAUCCUUCCACGUGGCUUCCUUUAUGCCAAGUUCAGAUGCGGAUGCGUACCUAG
Messenger RNA from Gaeumannomyces tritici R3-111a-1, 345 nucleotides. RefSeq lists its product as hypothetical. The record is from RefSeq and is a predicted model, not a curated record. Lineage: Eukaryota; Fungi; Ascomycota; Sordariomycetes; Magnaporthales; Magnaporthaceae. The transcript has 2 exons. The coding region runs from base 1 to 345 and encodes 114 amino acids.